This is a messenger RNA of Lachancea lanzarotensis, 1344 nucleotides long. RefSeq names its product LALA0S05e01794g1_1 (gene OMS1). The transcript has a single exon. Lineage: Eukaryota; Fungi; Ascomycota; Saccharomycetes; Saccharomycetales; Saccharomycetaceae. The record is from RefSeq and is a predicted model, not a curated record. The coding region runs from base 1 to 1344 and encodes 447 amino acids.
AUGUUAGGACGGUUACUAUCGCGGAGGUCAAUUACGCGACCAUUGGGUAUAAUCCAAGCCGUUUCAAGACAGUCAAGUCUUCGAGCAAGGUCAUCGUACAUUGCCCAUUCGAAUUCAAAAGUUAAACGCAUCAAGACCAAGGAAGAAAUAGCCAAGGAAAAGCUGGAAGAGCAGCUCAAGUCCGAAAACCGCUUUAUAAGAUGGGGUGCAAUUGUAAGAACCGAAAAAUUCACUAAAGGAAUGACCAAAUAUCUCAUCGGAGCAUAUGUGUUCUUCUUGAUUUAUGGUCUAUACUUCAUGAAGAAAAUGUAUGCCAAGGAAAAAGAACUAGAGAAACUGGAGGCAAAACAAUUGGAGGGUAAGGCUAACGAGUUUGAAACUCUAAGGAUCAAAGAGCUUAGGGGUAAAUUAAGAACUCGAGAUGAGCGUAAACUAGCCCAGUAUCGAGAGAUGACUUGGGAUGAAAAUCAAGAUUCGUCCCAAUACGACCAUGUAACCUUGGCGAACAACAAUGAGAACAAUACCAACAAGAAAAUCUUGCCUGCCCGUGAUACAACGGAUUUUUACGAUUUCAAAGCUUCCGAAUAUGACGAGGGGGUAAAUUUUGAAGAAAAAGCGAUCUUCAUGGGCAGAAGACGCAAAUGGCUCAUGAAAUAUUGUAAAGGUGACGUUUUGGAGGCCGCAUGUGGCACAGGGAGAAAUCUGAAGUAUGCAGAUCUUUCCAAAAUAAACUCUAUUACGUUUUUGGAUGCAUCUGAAAAGAUGAUGGAGUUGACCCAUGAUAAAUUUCGCAAAGAGUUUCCCAACUUCAAAAAAGCGGCUUUUGUUGUAGGCAGGGCAGAGAACCUUGUUAACUUAGCUGCCGGUGGUGAGGGGCAGGGUGUUAACCCCGAUACCAAGGUUAAGUACGAUACGAUCGUCGAGGCUUUUGGGCUAUGUUCAUUAGAAGAUCCUGUUAAGUCACUGCAGAAUUUUGAGAGGCUAUUGAAGCCCGGUGGAAGAAUUGUGUUACUCGAACACGGAAGAGGUAAUUAUGAUUUUAUCAAUAAGAUCUUGGAUGAUAGAGCAGAGAAACGUUUGGAGACGUGGGGAUGCAGGUGGAAUUUGGAUCUAGGCGAAAUUCUUGACGAUUCGGGUUUAGAAGUCGUGGAAGAAAACAGAACACAUUUUGGAACGACCUGGUGCGUUAUCGCCAAAAGAAAAGGAGAUCUUAAGAAAAAUGAAGAGGUCGGCUUUGUGGAGAAGUAUGUUAGUUCGAGCAUCAAAAACAAAAUUGAGGCUUACGCAAAUGUUGAAGGAUCUUCAAAAAAGUUAAAUGAUGCAGAGACAACCAGCGAUAAAUAG